AGAACGAUGUCCCGUCCGUAUUUCGUAAGAACUCUAUAAUCGAGGAAUCUAUUUUGCAUUCCUUCUAAUUAAGUAGUUACCAUUACAUUUUUAAUUUAAGAAUACUAAAUAUCUUGCGCUUCUUUGUUAACAUUGGCAGUUUGUUAAAUCAACUGAUUCUCUCUCAUUUAAACAAUUCCUUAAGAAUUCCUUGGAUUAGGAAAUAGAAUAUACUGUAUCAUUCUACAAAAGUCAAAAUAGUUUAAAUAUGCAAGCCAAGAAAACCGUUUUGGAUCCUUUUGAUCUUAUUGCUCAAACACUGUGGUUGGGUGUUGUCGCUGCUUUAUGGGGUGGCACAAAUCCCCUUAUGAAGAAAGCCGGUGCUGGUAUAGAAAAAAUUCAGGAAUCCAACUGUAUUUCACAGUUUUUCAAUAUUUCCUUAGUUGUUCCAAUUACAAAUUCAUUGACGUUCAUCUUCACCUUACUCUCAGGUUACUUGUUAAAGGAAAAUAUAGGCUCGAAAAACACUUAUAUUGGCGUCGGAUUUGUUGCAACUGGGGUUUCGUUGUGUGUUCUAGCAAAAUUGUAG
Molecule: messenger RNA, 568 nt
Organism: Dimorphilus gyrociliatus
Lineage: Eukaryota; Metazoa; Annelida; Polychaeta; Dinophilidae
Source: the annotation of a GenBank genome assembly